UUAUCUAAAUUCCAAAGGCAUAUAAACCUCCCUGAUUGGACAUGGACGGUAGACACCAGUAGUGAUGCUUCUUUGACUAGUCAUCGCCAUCUAAAACUUGUGGACAAACCAGAAGGUUUGUUACCAGUCGUUGGUGAAAACACAUGCCACGUCGGAAUUGACCAGUCAAAGGUCAACGAGGUUAGCAAGGAAUUCUAAGAUUUUAAAUAGUUCACACUUCACGUAACAAUUGAUCUUGUGAUUCUUUCAACAGACAAUUUCUCCCCCUUCUGACUGAGAUCAGAUUAGGUGUAGUGGAGCAAGAUUGCUAUUAAGUCUAACAGAGCACAUUGUAAUUAGGGUUGAAUUAGGAGAAAUUCUUACGUCCGGCUAUUUUUACAUUUUUUUUUUUUUUUGUGCUUGUGUUACACAUGCAGCUGGAUAUAAGAAUAUGUUAGACUUUGCACACCCACACCACACGUCCGUAUACAAUUUACAGAAAAGCUCAUAAUGAUCCAUCCCAUGAAUUCUAGCGUCUCCCACCCCGACUUGAUCCCAUCCCUUGUGUCUUGGCCGAAAGUGUCACACCACGUGACGUUUGGACCAAAAACUUUCUCCUUAUUCAGACAUUUAGUGAGAUCGAGUUACAUGAAAUGGAUUGAAUUAAGUCCAAACUAGAUACUAUGCAUAUCAUAGUGUAGAAUUAAGUUAGUGUAUAACCACCCCCAUGUUGUAUUAUUGUUAAACACAAUUACUAUGAGUCAUAAGUCUUCGAUUCAGUGCACGUCUCCAUCAUCUUAGAGCAAAUGUUUUGUUACUUUUGUGGCAUGCAGCAGAAAGAAGAAAAGUGCUCAAAAUUCCCUACUUCUUUCUACACUUUCGGUUCAACCAAACCACAAAUCUCAACUUUCAAGCAAAUCCACCGAAACAUAUGUAGUGCUGCAUCACUCAUUUUAUUGCCUACCUCAAAAUUGAAAAUUUCUACCCUAUUUUUUGGUCGGUUCGAAUCUGUAAUGAUCCUUACCUAAACAAAAACAUUUGGUAUUUUCGUUUGCUAUCCAAAAGUUUAGGAGGAGGGGAGGCUAUACCCCAUUUCAGAGCCAGGCAUAUAUCAUUUUUUUUUUAAUUUUGUUAACUUUCGAGAACACUUCGGUUUUCAGUAUAUUUCAAUUUAUUUUCGGUCUUUGUUCGAUAACUUUCAAUUUUCAUCGAAUUUGGUUCAAGUGUAGGUAUUUCCUUUUUCGGCAUUUAGCAUUGAUUUUUCUGAAUCUCAUUCCUUGUUCAAAAAUCAAAAGGCAACAUUAUUGCCAAUAAUGUAUUGCUUCACUAAAUAUUAUCAAAUACUAGUUUCUCGAGGGGUGUCCAAAUCACCAAGAACGUAGUGGAAAACAAAAUAUUGCCAUAAAUUAUUUUGUUUGGUUUUGGGUUUUCCAGCAUUUGCUACCAAAAUACCACAAAACUCCAAAAUCAAAGUCUUAUUUUAUAUGAUUAUCUUGUCUGGUCCUUCUUGGCAAACUUUCCACCAAAAAGCUGUACAUCAUUUCUGGACGGUGUUAUUCCUUUGGAAUGAAAUAAUUACCUUGUUCAAGCACAGCAUAUUUAAUUGUCAGAAAAUGCUUUAGCUCUUCCAGCAGCAGUUUUAAACGAAUCCAAAAUCUAUUUAAAAGCUUUCCUUCUCUGUUUUCUUUAUAUAUCAUGAAUCUCCUCCAUAUCAUUGUUGUCACCAUCAUCUUCACAACCUUCGCCAACCGAGCUUUCUCCGUAGACCGAAGCUUCGAGCGCUGCGAGCCUCAAACGUGCGGGCAUGGCCCGAACAUAAGCUACCCUUUUUGGCUUUCUGGCAACCAAGACUCCUUCUGUGGUUACCCUAGCUUCAAGAUCACCUGCAACGGAAGAUUUCCGGUACUCAGUAUUUCCGGCGAUGAGUACAUCGUUAAAGAAAUCUUUUACUCAAACCAUUCGUUUGUGCUGGCCAACGCUGCUUGGGUCUAUGAUGAGAAAUGUCCAAUCCCUCUCCACAACUUCAGCCUCGAACGAACGCCUUUCAAGUAUAGUUCCAAUAACGUCAAUUUUUCCUUCUUUUAUGGUUGCCCUGAAGAACCUUCGGAAUACAUGCUUCCAUAUCCCAUUGACUGUGCUAGCAACACCAGCCAUCACUCUUUUGCUAUUUUUCACAUGGAGGUAGUUGAGCGCAUGAACUAUUCGUUAGACUCGUGCCAGUCUUCAGUUCAUUUGCCUUUCGAUGAUGCUGUUAAUGUCGACGCAUUGAUGCAAAUGAACUACACCGAAAUCUUGAAGAUGGGGUUCAUUUUGAAUUGGACUGCGCAGAACUGCAGCAAUUGCCAGAGGAGUGGCGGGCGCUGUGGAUUCGAUAACAAUGAAUUCGUGUGUUUUUGCAGUGAUCGACCUCAUGUCAAAACCUGUGAUGAUGACAAUCCUUGGAACUGGAAGAGGAAGGUUAUUGUAGGUGUUUGCACAGCUGCUGCUACCGUCGCUAUAAUGUGUAUUAUUUUCUUUGUAUACCAACGCCGAAACAGAAAACCAUAUGAUCCAUCGUCCUUCGUAACUCGAAGCAUCCUUUCGAGUACCUAUUCUAUGGACGACGAUAUGGAGAAGGGAAGUACCUACCUUGGAGUACAUAUUUUCAGCUAUAAGGAACUUGAAGAAGCAACUAAUUAUUUUGAUUCUGCGAAAGAACUUGGCGAUGGAGGCUUUGGCACAGUUUAUCAUGGAAAUGUGCACGAUGGGAGAGCAGUUGCAGUCAAGCGUCUAUAUGAAAACAAUUGGAAGAGAGUUGAGCAGUUCAUGAAUGAAAUCGAGAUUUUAGCUCGCCUGCGCCACCAAAAUCUUGUGUUGCUCUAUGGUUGCACCUCUCGACACAGCCGUGAACUCCUCCUUGUGUACGAGUACAUUCCUAAUGGAAAUCUUGCUGAACAUCUUCACGGAGGAAGAGCAAAACCUGGCGCACUUCCAUGGCUUACUCGAAUAAACAUUGCCAUUGAAACCGCAAGCGCACUGUCAUAUCUUCAUGCAUCUGACAUUAUCCACCGUGACGUGAAAACUACGAAUAUUCUUCUUGACAACAACUUCGGUGUUAAGGUAGCAGAUUUUGGACUAUCUCGCCCCUUCCCCAUGAAUGUCACGCACAUCUCAACUGCUCCACAAGGGACUCCGGGUUAUGUUGAUCCCGAGUAUAACCAAUGCUACCAGCUUACGAGUAAGAGUGAUGUCUAUAGCUUUGGUGUGGUGCUGAUUGAGCUCAUAUCAUCCAUGCCGGCUGUUGACAUCACGAGGCAUCGACACGAGAUCAAUUUGUCUACCAUGGCGAUCAACAAGAUUAAAAACCAUACAUUACAUGAGCUUGUAGACCCAUACUUAGGGUUUGAGUCGGACUCAACAACACAAAAAAUGAUCAUUGCUGUGGCAGAACUAGCAUUUCGCUGCCUGCAGACUGACAAGGACGUGAGACCUUCUAUGGUUGAGGUGCUUAACGAACUGAAGCAGAUACAGAGCUACGAUUUAAACAUACAAAAAGCAAAGGAGAUUGAUAUUUCGGCCGAUGAUAAUGUGCCGUUAAAGAGUGAUCCGCUGCCACCUUCACCAGAUUCCGUGGCAUUAAGCUGGACUAGCGCGUCUACGUCACCAAAGGGCAGCGGUAAACUUUUUCGUUCUCCGCCAUAAGUGGUGGCUGUCAUUUUGUAUUCAUCUACUGAACUUGUGAUUUGUUGAAUGAGAUGUAUAUAUUAUGUGAGAGCUGACAAAGAUUUAUGUAUGCUAAGGCAGGUCCUUGUUUUUAGGCUA
Messenger RNA from Pyrus x bretschneideri (Chinese white pear), 3780 nucleotides. RefSeq names its product LEAF RUST 10 DISEASE-RESISTANCE LOCUS RECEPTOR-LIKE PROTEIN KINASE-like 1.2. The record is from RefSeq and is a predicted model, not a curated record. Gene Ontology annotation, molecular function: polysaccharide binding; protein kinase activity; ATP binding. The transcript is spliced from 4 exons. The coding region runs from base 1675 to 3660 and encodes 661 amino acids. Gene Ontology annotation, biological process: protein phosphorylation. Lineage: Eukaryota; Viridiplantae; Streptophyta; Magnoliopsida; Rosales; Rosaceae.